CGCUAGUGCAGGGCAAAAAAUUGCUUACAGCACCAAUCACAGGCCAUAAGAACAAAAACAAGUGCACACAACUCGUACAAAAACAAUAAAAGAAAGGAUCAAAAUAGAAAAGUCGAAGAAAGAGCGGAAGUGGUAACACUAAAACAACGUAAAUCAGUAGGUAGUACACAGCAUAGCGGCUUGAAGUGGCGCUGUCAUACACAACGACGUUCCUAGAAGCACUGCUAUUAAGACGCUUCGACCUACCAGCAGCAGCUUCGCGGUGUCAUUGAGCUUUGGCCAACACAACUAGGGUGUGCUGAUUGCAUUGUACAUGCACUAGCACUGCAACACAGGCAAAAGUAGAACGAGUACAAGGAGGAAGGAUAGAAGUACGCACGUUCACAAGGAAAUGUGGUGGCAAUAAAGAAUAUACAAAAGCAAAAACGAAAAAAAUAGAUUUUGUACGCAACAGGAAGAGAACUGCUUUCACGCGUGUGUAAACAGACAAAUAUUAUAUAUAAUUUUAGACAACAAGUUGAGGCAAUAGCAAGCAUUUGGAGGCGGGAAUAGAAGCAAACAUAAUAAAUAGAGACCAAAAUUUAUAUUUGCAGUUUUUUGUAGUUCGAGACAAGAAUAAAAAAAACUUUGUGGCGAAAAAAAAUUAGCUCCACUAAAAAUAUAAAACAAAUAUGCAAACAAUUUUAUUAACGCCUAUAACGGAAAUCAACAACAACGACGUCAAAUAAAAUAAUAUUAUACAACAACAAUCAUAAUAAAAUACAAAAACAACACGAGUAAGAAUUAAAGGCAGUAAUCACAUCAGUAAACAAUCAGCCGUCUGCUGUAGUAGUCUCACAGACAAGAGAUAUAAAUAAAUAAAACGUCGAAGAUAGCAGCGCAGCGCAGCGCGCGUACUGCAACAAUUACAAUAAUAACAACAGUUAUCACAAUAAUAAACAGCAACAAUACAAAUCGUCAGUCGAACGUCAGCAACAAAUCAACUCACACAAGUCAACAGAAGCGGAGUGUGAGUACGCAUACAAACAAACAUACAUACUUGAGUACAAUAAAAAAAAAAAACACAAUCAGAACAUAUAAUAAUACAAAGCUAAAAAGAAAAACGAAAAAUAAAAACAACAAUAGUUCAACAAGCAGCUUCGUCAAGAACUAAGAAGAGAAAGGCAACAGCAACAGCAAUAACAACUACAACCAUAGUCGCCCCAAAUUGUACGCGACUACAAACAAACAGACGGAAAGACCGAACGUCCGAAAGGCGGAAAGCUAAGAAACGCAAUCGCAUAAGCGCUGUAAGCAGCAAGCGAGAACACAAACAGAUAGCCAACCAAGCAGCUGGCUGGCUAUAUACGGCAGGCGGGAGUUAAGCACUCGGGCAAAAGUCAACGCAGUCGACCAUUUAGCCACCAAGCUUGGCCCUGUGUGGUGCACGCGCAGCCGGCAGACAACUGUGUUCUGGAUCUGGACAUAUCCGCUUCCGCAUUGUGUUUGGCUUCGCAUUUAUGUUCUGUUCUUUUACGCUUCGUUACACACAUGUGUACGUUGUUACGUAGUGGUUCGUUUACGUCUUUUGGCAUUUUGGUUUUGGCAAAGAAGACGGUCGCCAACAAGUCAGCGUAGACUACAUAUGGUACACACAUACAAAUAUAUAACGUUUUGUUGUUAGCGGAAGAUAUAGACAACUUGAUAUUUAUUGGUUUCUCAGGAGCGGGCUGCAUUUAAGCAUAAGAAACGUUGUAGCUGUUAAACUUUACAUGCAACAUAUUCUACUUUAAGAUCAGUUCGUGUACAUUGGUUCGGUCGUUCGUUCGUUCGUUCGUUGUGGUUUACACGACAGCUAGCCAGCUAGCAGCUAGCGCAACUUGAUUAGCAGCGAGCAGUGAGCAGCUUAUUGGGCGACCCAGCGACCCAGUGUCGCAGCAGUCGUAUUUCCGUGUGGCGUUGGUCAACACAAACAAUUAAAAUCGUGCACGCGUCUCUGGUUCAAAAUGAAAAUGCUUCCCGUACAGCUGUCGUUGAAUCCGCAGCUCGGUCUGUGGGGUGAUAUGUUAUGGCGUUGUCCGCCGGCGCCUUCCAGCCAAUUGGCUGAAUUGAAGACACAGUUGCCGCCAUCGUUGCCAUCCGAUCCACGUUUGUGGGGUCGCGAAGAUGUCACCGUCUUUUUACGCUUCUGCGAACGUGAAUUCGAUCUGCCCAAAGUGGAUCAUGAUCUCUUCCAAAUGAACGGCAAAGCGCUUUGCCUGCUAACACGCGCCGAUUUCGGCCAUCGCUGUCCGGGCGCUGGUGAUGUAUUGCACAAUGUGCUGCAAAUGCUCAUCAUCGAAUCCCACAUGAUGCAAUGGCAUUUACCCAACAGCCCGGUCACACCGACCAGUCGUUAUCCAUUGUCGCCGCAUAGCCAUCCACAGACGCCCACAUGGCCACCAAUUGGCGCACCGCCGGACAGUCCAUUUCAYAAUGCGCAUAUGCAUCAUUUUAUGACGCCCAAUUCGGUAACGCUUAGUCCGCCRCCGUCGGUGGACUCACAAGCCAGCAGCCCGCCACAAAGCCAGGAACAAAAUUUGGCAGUUGCGGCCGCCGCAGCAGCGGCCGCUGCUGCUUCAGUAAGCGGUGCUAGCACGAACAGCAGCAGUAGUAGUAGCACCAGUAGCGGUAGCAGUAAUAGCGGUUUGGGCGUGACCAGCAGCAGCGCCAACAGUAAUCUGUUGCCACCAGCCAUCUCGGUAACAAUGAGCAGCGGUAACGGUUACCCAUCACAUCUUGCGACCGCCAGCACAGGCGCCAGCAGCAAUCAAUCCGAUUCGGAUGAGGAAGGCAGUUACUCCGAUCUGGCAGCGGCAAAUAGUUUGUCCAAGAGCAGCGCUGCGGCAGCAGUUGUGGCMGCACAUUACAGCGCCAGUCCGCCAACAACGCCCAUAUUAAAGGACAUGCCACAGAGCUUAUCGCAACAGAUUACAAACAGUUUUGUCAAUUCGUGGUCACAGAACCAGGCCGCACAGGCCAUGAGCCAGAAGUAUCAGCCGAAUGGCAGUAGCGGCGGUUCAGUUUCGGCGCCGACGACGCCAAGCUAUAUGCAGCCCGUGAAACGCGAAUUCUUUCCGGAAACCACAGAACCCAAUACAAAUGGUCGUUUGCUGUGGGAUUUCUUGCAACAAUUGCUCAACGAUCGCAAUCAGAAGUACAGUGAUUUGAUCGCGUGGAAGUGUCGCGACACAGGCGUCUUCAAGAUCGUCGAUCCCGCCGGUUUGGCCAAACUAUGGGGCAUACAAAAGAAUCAUCUCUCCAUGAACUAUGAUAAAAUGUCACGCGCACUACGCUACUAUUAUCGCGUUAAUAUAUUGCGCAAGGUCCAGGGCGAACGCCACUGCUACCAGUUUCUGCGCAAUCCAACCGAGCUUAAGAACAUCAAAAACAUUUCACUGCUCCGACAAUCCGUUGCCGGCAAUGGCGGUACAACAACCGCAGCUGGUGGUGCUAAUAAUACCAACAGCGCAAGUAACAGCAGUACCAACAACAACAUUAAUAGCAACAAUAAUAAUAGCAAUACAAAUAACGGUAACAACAGCAAUCAGUCACCCAGUACAAAUUUGAACAGUACAAAUUGGACUUUGCCGCAUCCACAAUCGCCGCAGCGUCACCAAUCCGCGCACGGAUCUAACGGUAAUGGCAAUGGCAACACCAGCAACAGCCUGAGUCACAGCCACAAUCACAGCAACGGUCUCAGCAGCCCGCACAUGAGUCUACCUGCGAUUUCACAAUCCGCCGCAGCCGCUGCUGUAGCCGCUGCAGCUGCGGCCGCCUAUGGUCCACCACCCACAUCGCCGCUCUUCAUGCACGCCAUCAACGGUGCCUUCCAAUACCUAUCGAACCCAACGGGCGCACCGCCCAACUCGCCAGCAAUGCCACACACCCCAAGCGAAAAAUUCCAAUUCGGCGCCUUAAAAGUGGAACACAACAGUGGAUCGCGUUCGCCCGAUCACGGUGAUGAAAUGAAACCCACAGAUCUGAGCGUCUCAGGCAAUAGCACCGAAAAGCGGCCUUACUCAAGCCCCUCGGCGGAGGAUUGCUAUCCACUCAUACGCAACGCUGACGGUCUGACCACAAUCAAAUUGAUACGCUACAAUAAUGAGAGCCACGAAUCAAGCGCCCCCAAGCAAACCGCGCACGAACAACAACAACACCACCAGCAACAGCAGCAGGCGCAUACCGAACAGCAACAACAAGCGGAACAGCAACACCAACAACAACACACACCCAUGGAUCAUAUGGACAAUGAAGGCAAUGAUGAGGACAGCGUGCAUGCUGCUGCCACGGCAGAGAGCAAUAAAUAUGGCGCCGCCAAUCUAAUGCCAACCGAUCUGCGCAAGUAAGCGACAUGUGGGAGAGACACAGUGAUAGGAGCUAACUAAUAUGACAAUAUGCAACAAGAAGACGAUGGUGAGCCGAGCCACAGCAAUGCUGACACAUACACACACARCAAUAACAGCAACGCCAGGACAAUCAUUCGUAGUUAAGUGGGGAGUGCUGUUAGGGGUGUGUGGGCGUGAGAGAGCAACUCAGGAGUGCGCUUAAUGAGAGAUGGCAGGCAAUUAGUGAUAUGAAAAAAAAUUAAUGCAGUGCCCAAUAACUGUUUGGAGAAGUAUACAAAAA
This is a messenger RNA of Bactrocera latifrons, 4647 nucleotides long. It is a transcript of the gene aop, whose product is annotated as ets DNA-binding protein pokkuri. The coding region runs from base 1986 to 4367 and encodes 793 amino acids. The record is from RefSeq and is a predicted model, not a curated record. Gene Ontology annotation, molecular function: DNA-binding transcription factor activity, RNA polymerase II-specific; sequence-specific DNA binding. Gene Ontology annotation, biological process: regulation of transcription by RNA polymerase II; cell differentiation. The transcript is spliced from 4 exons. Lineage: Eukaryota; Metazoa; Arthropoda; Insecta; Diptera; Tephritidae. Gene Ontology annotation, cellular component: nucleus.